AUGCUGCGCCUCACAAUAAAUGGUGCGGAAAACUUGCGAUGGUGUGAAGUCGGUGCUGUAACCUUCAGGGUAGCUUUAUUCAAUCUCUCAUUCAAACUGACAAGCACAACACUCGGACAAGAGAAGAACCUCCGACUCAAUGCUCGCCAAUCGGAUGUCAUUGUAUGGGUCGGAAGUGGGGCGCAGUUCUUCAAACUCGAGUGUCCACGUGGUGACAGCAAUUGGCCUAACUUGAAGUGCCAAUCUCGCACUACGGAGGUGUCAAGUCAAGACGACCUCCCACUCAUCGCACCACACACACGCGCACUUUUCCGUGUGUGGGACAAGGCCAGAGGGGUGGAUGGGCGGGAGAAGCAGAACGAGGAGGAGGAGGACGUGGAGGAGGAGGAGGAGGAGGAGGAAGCUGAAGAAUGCAUGUCGCGACCGUUGCUCUGCAUUUAA
Hydatigera taeniaeformis is the source of this 441-nucleotide messenger RNA. NCBI's taxonomy places the organism in Eukaryota, Metazoa, Platyhelminthes, Cestoda, Cyclophyllidea, Taeniidae. The record is from the annotation of a GenBank genome assembly.